This is a messenger RNA of Mytilus californianus (California mussel), 3403 nucleotides long. RefSeq lists its product as uncharacterized. NCBI's taxonomy places the organism in Eukaryota, Metazoa, Mollusca, Bivalvia, Mytilida, Mytilidae. The record is from RefSeq and is a predicted model, not a curated record. The coding region runs from base 454 to 1368 and encodes 304 amino acids. The transcript has 7 exons.
CAUUGCUAUUCUACUAUAGACAACACUAGUACUGUGACCUCUGGUGACCAUUGCUACUCAGUUGCACUUCUUGUCACAGAUACCCCUCUCAAAGGCAAAGAGUCAAAUGGUGAUUUACCCUCCAUUGAUGCUAACGAAGUGACAAUCCCAACUAUAGAAUGCUUUGAUGAUUAUUAUUACGCUACUCCAAUUACCAAGGUCUCUGAUGGGGAAUUAAGUUCUGUGCAUCCUGUUCAUAGCCCACUUUUUGUUGGUGAGAUCGAACUCUCAGAUACUCCACUAAAAGGCAACAGAUAUUUGAAUGUCCAUUGUGAUGUGUCAGUUUCUACUACAGAACCCUAUGAUGAUACCUUUGAUGUUUGGGUACCAAAUGUUACAGAAGAACAAACAACUUCUCCAGAUCUUUCACCAAGAACUCCUGUUGUAAAAUGCGUGACUGAUGCAGCUAUAGUCAUGAGCCAAGAUGAAUCACCAUUUACUACAACUCUAAAGGAAGCUAACAGAGAUGGUGGAUCCUUUCAAGUUGUGAUGGACAAUUUAAAUUUACAUCAAAAGACCAGACAUAAAACACUUGAUAACAAGAACAAAAUACACAACUUAGUUCAUUCUAUUGCUGUCCAUUCUCGUGUGUCAGGAUUGGAUUUGGAUUCAACCCAUCCACAGGCUGAUAUAUUAUCCAUCCCAAAUGAUGCAUUCAUCCCUGGAGACCAAGAGUACUUUGACCUGCAUCAGGACUUCAAGACAUUGAUGAAGAGAACUCUUAUUGAAAAUGUACCAUGCUUGGAAAACUUAAAGUAUUUAGUGGAAUACCAUAUCCAGCAUCAAUAUUCAAAGCAGUCAGAAAAAAAGAGCAAUGUUAUUCCUUUAGGCAUUUUAGAGAAAGACGAGAACAUCAUGGAACAGAUGAUUGAGAUAAUGGAACACCUGCAACAGUAUGUGCCAACAACAGAGAACGGUAAAAUGAUACCAUUACUUCUUGGAGGAGAUGCAUUGAGUGUAGAAAGGGGUGAUGGAGCACAGAGAGCCAGACAAGAUGCAAGGACACCAGAGCAGAGGCUAGAUGGAUACGUUUGGAAAAGUGAGGACUGGCAUGGCCACAUAAUAUUAUUACAGGAAUCAUUUAAUAUGCUGUUCAAAGGCUCAUCAUCUGGUGAAAGAGGAACACUGUUCCAGUUAAGGAAUAUGCUUGAUAGACGUGGAGUAAAAUCAGAGGUGACAAAAGCAGUGAAUGAUUGCAGAGAGUUUAUGAGAUUGACCACUCAAGGUUUUAUACUCCUAGCUGCAUUACAAGUCCUUGGAGUAGACAACUUGAAUGAAUUCGAUAACCACGAAAUAAUCUUGCAACAGAUGAACAAAAAGCAGAAUUAAUGGAACAUAUUGUUCAGACUAUUGUUGAUCGUUUCAUUAAGACAGAACGGUUUACUCUAGAUUGUGAUGACAUAACAGAAGACAACAAUGAAACCAAUAGAGUGCCAUGCGGUUAUCCUGGUUGUCCAAAAUCUUACCUGUUGGAUGGACUGUGUCGGCGCAACCAUCGACAAACUUGUCAAUAUAAAGAUUUAAAUAUAUUACAGCCACAUGAACCAGUCGCAAAUGAACCAAAGAAGAAGACAAAGGAAAAAUCUGCAGAUUCCAAAACUGACUUUAAGUUUAAUUACACAUGUUGUGUGCUUCGGGAUGGUUUGAUGGACUGGUGUAGGGAAGACUCAGCCAAAGAGAAUGAUGGUGAUCGCCUUUUUCGAAUGUGGAAAUUUGAUAUGCUUAGGUUUUCAAAUUCAAACCAUACAAAAUACCGCCUACUGGCCUUUAAACUUCAAGCACAGAUUAUGGCUACAUUACCUCCAAGGCUUGCCUUUGAACUGAAACAUAAUCGGUCAAUUAAUAUCCAUGGCGGAAAAGGUGGGAACGUACCAGGUGACCUGGCCUUGGAAUUCUUCAACAUGAGAGCCAAGGAUGCUUUGCAUGCGCUGCAUGGAAAUCUAACAUCAACGUCCAUAAAACGUGUUGGUAGAAGCCUUCAAGGAUGCAACGACAUCAUGGAUGCAUAUGUAAAUGGUCUAGGAGAGUAUUUUGGAAAGCCUUCAAAUUCAAAACCAUCUUUGAAAAAGGACAUAAACAUGAUUGUAACACAACUUCAACCAGAGAAACUAUUCAAUGAAAUUCCAGGACGUUAUCACAAAUCCUUUCAAUAUAUUCCAUUCGAUCCACUUUCUGACCUGAAAGGGAAGACUUUUAACAAAUGGCUAACAGAAAAGAAGGAAACAUACGCCAAGAUACAGAGACGGAAAUCAUAUUAUGUAUGAAAAAAAGGUGCUAAACUGUGAUAAAUUGUUAAUGGUGGCUUUAAAAAAUGUUGUAUAAAUACAUGUGUAUACUUGAUUAAGUUACUCCAUUUUAAUCAUACAUUUCAUGUUCAAUAUCAGAAAGCUUUCUAUUAUGUUGUGUUUUUUUAUUUAUAACUUGUGCUUUUUGUUGUUUUAAUGAGUUGAAGGCAGCCCAUUAGUAGCAUGUAUAAAGUUUUUUUUAUUCAUUGUUAUUUUGACCUCUAGAUACUGAUUCUUGGUUGUGUCUCUUAAAAGUAUAAAAAUAUCAUCGUCAGCUGUACAUGUAUUGCUUUGAAAUGAGGCUGGUUUUAUUUAUAGUGCAUUUUUUUUUGUAUGUGUUGGUUUUAUUUAUGGUGCAUUUUUUUUGUAUGAAAACAUGACUGGUACCUGCAUGAUAACCUUUUUACUUUCAUGCAUGUAUUUCAAUAUUUUAAAGUUAAACAUGUUUAUUAGUCAGCCUAGUGCUAACCUUGAAAAUGUAGAUUUAUGUGUAAUUCAAAGAAAAACAGCCAUCCUUCUAAAAAACUUAUGUAUUUAUAUGUCAUGGAUACUACCAAUAGUGCAUCACUUGAUCAUUUCUUCUUUAGUGCAUAAUUUAUCAUUUUCUCAUUUACUAAGAAAUAUAAAAUGAAAACAUCUUCUGUGCAAUAACAGUAGAAGUAAUAAUAAAUGCAGUAAUAUGUUAGCAUUUAAUUUUUUACAACUGUCAUGAUUAUUGGUGUUUUUUUUUUACAUAUAUGUUAUAUGUAAUUUAAAGUUUUUGAAUGUUAUUUUAAUUAUUAUGAAGUGAAUAGUGCAAUGUUAAGAAAAUUGUGAUAUUUGUGUGUGUUAUUUUUAAUCUUUGGUAUACAUGUAUCUAGUAGAAACAUUGACUGUCCAUCAAUCCUGGAGAUCAACAAUAAUAGAACUUCAUUUUUAUGUUUUCAUAGUGCGAAAAAAGUAAUUGUUCACAAGUCAUGUGCUUUAUUUACUCUGUAUGUAUACUGUUUAAAUUUCAUUGUUUUUCAUCUGUCAAUUAAAUUAUUAAAAAUUCAGCUUGGAAAAAUUCAAGCAAUAAUAAACAUGAAAAGCAGUCUUAA